UGAGUGUAGUAUGACAAAGUACAGGGUAGAUCAUUAUUAUAAAAACAAACAUGAAGGGAGGUGUAUGAUAAAACAGAAUGGUGAUGAAACCAAUGCCAUUAUGAUGCCUAACAAAAGUCCCAUCCUCGUAGAUACCGUCCUUCCACCCAACUCUAGUACCUCACUCUCGUUUGUCCUCUUAUGUAACCACUUCAACAAUACCAACUCUUAUACAUAAAAGCAUCACAUCUUCCACAUAAACUCAUUUUUAUAUAGUGAAAGAGCAAACAUGUCUGUCUCAAGUUUUGUAGCUCCAACUACUGGAUCAACUUAUCUUGCUUUAAAAUCAAACCUUUUUUCUGCAGCUAAGGAUACAAUCACUUGGAGUCCCAAAAACACUCUCUCCAAUCGCUCUAAAAUUUACUGCAUGAAGACUUGGAAUCCGAUCGAUAAUAAGAAGUUUGAGACACUGUCAUAUCUGCCACCUCAAUCAGAGUCGUCCAUUGCAAAGGAGGUUGAUUACAUGAUCAAAAAGGGUUGGAUUCCUUGCCUUGAAUUUGACCAGGUGGGAUAUGUACAUAGGGAAAAUAGCAGCAUGCCAGGAUACUAUGAUGGGAGGUACUGGACACUCUGGAAGUUGCCCAUGUUUGGCUGCAAUGACUCUUCCCAGGUUCUCAAUGAAAUCCAAGAAUGCAAGAAAGCUUACCCAAAUGCUUUUAUUCGCUGCUUGGCAUUUGACAAUGUUAAACAGGCGCAGUGCAUGGCCUUCCUCAUUCAGAAACCUGCACCAUAAAAGUUGCUAUCUGUGUUCUCAGUCCCCCUCCCUAAAACUU
This is a messenger RNA of Solanum dulcamara, 812 nucleotides long. RefSeq names its product ribulose bisphosphate carboxylase small subunit, chloroplastic 3-like. Bases 269 to 772 code for a protein of 167 amino acids. Lineage: Eukaryota; Viridiplantae; Streptophyta; Magnoliopsida; Solanales; Solanaceae. The record is from RefSeq and is a predicted model, not a curated record. The transcript has 3 exons.